AUGAAAUGUGAAAAAAAGGGUCACGUUUGGAACCUCUCCUUUUUUACCAUAUGGUUGGUAAUUUUCUUAAAAAAUAUAAAUGCUCGUGUACGCAUUUCAGAUUUUACUUACCCAAGUGAGAAGGCCGUCCUUCAUGCGGAACAGUUUGAAACUGAAUAUAUAUCCAUUUUGAAGUUGGAAAAUGAUGGCAUAGCAACGCCCGAGCUUGAAAUUAGUGAUCGUUACCUAAUUUCUGAGGACCAGACAGCUCAAAAUUGCGAUUCACCGAAUGAUGAUCUUGGAAAUGUGCUAAUAAAAAAAAAUGAAAAAAACAACUUUUUAUUUGUGCAAAAGCAGGAUGAAGAAAUUUUCAUUAAGGAUCGAAAUUAUAAGUGCUCACUUGUGUCCUCUGUUGAGAAAAAAGAUCCACCACAUCAAAUAGUUAAAGAGAAUUAUGAGAAGAUAAAUGUGGGAGAGCUAGCCAAUUGCGACGAUAAUAACAGCAAAAAAUUCGUAGAUUAUUUUAACCUCUUAGACGUCCUUCUCAUUUCGGAAGAUGAAAAAUGUGAAACUGUUUUAGAAACACCAUUAACGAAAAAUGUGCAGGUAAUAAAAUGCGUAGGCUACAUUGGGCAUAUAACCAACUUUCCUGAGUUAGAGCAUAGCACCUAUUACAUCUGCUUCAAAACGAAUGAUUUAACUUUACUAAUUAGUACCUUCAUAGCGGAUAAGACAAUUGCUAAUAAUACAUUUUACUGCACUGUUGAUAAUCCAAUCUGCUCUAUAACAAUUAGUGUAAGCCUUUUUAAUAAUGUACCAUAUAUAGUGCAUAAUACGUUGGUACUUAAACCAGACUGCGCAGAUAUAAGCAGCCCUAUCUACAAGGAUGAUCACGUACUUAGUGGGGAGCAUUAUACCUUCUUUUUUAAGAAUGAUGAAAAGGCAUACUACCGCGAUAUAUGCAUACUGAAGGAUAUGAAAUACGAAAAAGUGGGUAACCUAUUUUUCAUAGAGACAUAUAUACCCAUUAUAUGUUUUAUAGGCUCAGAAUGCGUAAUAAAAACACACACCGCUAUGGAAAAAAUAAAAUACAUUAUGAAUAAUGUAGAAAGCACCACAUUCUCAUGGUCCCGAACCACCUGCAAUAAUAGGACCGUGGAGGAAAAUGAUAUAACCACCUACCUAAAAGAACAAGACGGAUAUUUAUACAUAAUUAGUGAAAAACAUCUAACUGAAGAAAGCACUCUCUGUACAAAGAACAAUAACAAAUCACGUCACCUACUAUCCAUAGAGUUAGUAGAAAAUCCUCAAUACAACAUAUACUAUUCGCUCAUUAACUCUGUAAUUAAGAACAACCCUUGGCAAACAAUUAAAUAUAAUAAUUACUUGGGGCCAUACGUUAAAUAUAAAUGCUCCCACGAAGAAAUAGUAAUAAAUGAAUAUGAAAUUUGGAAAAGUAAUUACGAUAAUGAGUUUAUAUAUAUAAAUCAGGAAUUAAAUUUUACUAUCGAUUUUAAUGCCCUUACUAUGAGGCUAUGCGUGAAGCAAAUUAAUUAUAUUGACAUCGGUUCUGUCAGAAUUGAGCAGUUAUUUGGCUUUAAGGUCAACAACCUAGACCCUUUAGAAGUUAGCGCCAUUGUAUCAUUAUAUAAUGAAGACCUAAACACCAGGCUUCUAAAAUUCGCCAUAAAAGAGGAUGAAGAGUGUAAUUCGAGUAAGGGCUUUUUUAUACAUUCCAAGGGUAAUUAUCCUAAGGAAAUCUUUCACAAUAAUAUUAUUGUAGAUGUAAGAGCAGAGUACGAAGUGGAAGAACAGAUCAACUUAGACAAACCCAAAUACUACGUAUGCAUGUGCUCCCUUGCAGAAAAAUGUAACGAAUGGGACGGCUUAAGUAUCUACAAUUUGUAUACAAACAUUUAUAUAAACAAUGAAAUAAUACCGCCAGAGGGAAAAAAAUAUGUUUGUGAACUCUUUUCCCCUUGUAACUUUACUGUGAAAUUCGAGUCAGACAACUUUUCAAACCAGUGGGUAGCAAAAGUCGGAACUUCAUGUAAAACGUACGAAUUCGCAGAUAUAGAAAUUAAGGCGCGAAAAAAUGAUAAGUUAAGUAACGACGCGUCGAACAUAAUCGCCAUUGACUUUAGUAUAUUCUACAAUGUCAGUCAGAUGAACAGUAACGUACUAAAUGAAGACUUGGUUAUCUGUGGAAAUUACAAAGAUCAGAAAUUUAUCUUUUCCAUAAAAGCGCAUUUUUUCCUUACCUAUAUUAGUACUCCCUACCAAAAAUUCGAAAUAAAAAAUAUCGAAUAUGAUAACCUCUGCAAGGACAAAAAAACUCUCAACAUAUAUUCCUACCAAGAUGGAGAGACAAAUCUGUAUAAAAAAAUGAACAUUGACAUAAACAACAAUUCCAGUAAAAUUGAAUUAAAUAUAGAAUAUGACCAUUUAAAAUAUGAUAAAAUAUUUUUUAUAAAAGAAUGUCAUUAUUGUAAGGAAGUUCUCACCUACACACACUACGGAAGUAUCUACAGUUUGCACAACCCCAUUAGAAACACAGAGAAAUACUGGGAACGAAGAAUAGGUAAGAAAAAUGUUACCAAGUGGGAUCCUAACAAGUCUAUAGAUCUGUAUCACUGCGCAUAUGAAACAGCGCAGAAUCACACACUUACCAGUUUGCUCCUUUUUGACGGACCUAAUGAAGAAAUUAAUUUUUACUGCUAUAGAGGCACUAACUGUUUGCAUAAGGCAAAUUUCACCUUGCUAUGGUAUCACUACACUAUAUAUGCUGAAAUUACAGAAACAGAAAGAAUCAUGAUAUCCUAUGGAGAAAUUAAAACAAAAAGCACUGCAUCAGGAGUACUGUCGGGCAUAAGGAACUCUGAACUUCACCUUACAAUCUCAAAGCAUAUCAUAGAUAAAAUUAAUCCAGGACCUUAUAAAAUAAUUUACUCCAGGAAAAUUGGAGAAUCCUUUAAGGAAAAUUAUAUUGGCACACUUCAUUACGUAGGUGCGUCACGACAACUUUUUCAAAUUACCCCUACGGACGAAACAGAAAUUACGCUGGAUGGUUAUUUUAAGAAUAUCAUCCAUGAACAAAUUACAGUAAUCAAAUAUUCAACCUGUGACUUUUACACUCUUAUGCGGGUUAAUUACGGAAGGUUGGGGGACUUGAAAAAUAUAUAUGAUAAUAUCCAAGAGGAAAUUUCUACUAGUAUUCAGGACUGUACAGUAUCUAGUGAAGAUAAGUUGACAUGCAAAAACAUGAAACCAAUAAAUAAAAAAUAUGCCUUAUGUUGGUGUUACGGAAGGAGAGAAAAUUACUGUAAUCGUCUCGAAAAUAUGCAGUUCCUAAUAACGGAAGUUGCCUCCUUGGAUCAUUCCAUUAAGCCAAUAGUGCAAAUAAACAAGCCACCAAGUGCUGUCUUUAUGAAUUAUAACACUGAGGGGUAUUUUUUUUUAGUGGAAGAUGAUUGCCGGGACAUCAAGCAUUUUCAUUUAAAAUCACAGCUAAAUAAAGAUGAACACAUUUUGAAUCUCUACAAAGAAUUGGAAUCCCCCAAAAAAUAUAAUCUAUGCGUAUGCAAAGUUACGCAGAACGUUGCCUGUGACAGCGAAAACCACUUUAACCCUCUGGAAUUGAAAUUGGAUCACACACAUUAUGACAAAGAAAAAUUAAAACAAGAUGUGCAAAAUUUUAAUACCAAAUUCACGGCAGUAAAAGAUUUCACUUUCAGCUCAGAGUUUAAGCAAUUACUAGAUAAUGGUGUAAUACAGGCUAUGGUUUUCCUUACAGGCUUCACGGAAUACAAAGAAUACGUUUGUCUUUCCGGAGUGCCAUGUAACGCACCUAUAAAAAUGCAAACUGUGUUCAAUUCUGAAAUAAAAUAUUUUUUACAUAUAAGGGAAUUGAAAAAAAUAGAACAAGUUGAUGAAAAGGAAAGCACUGCCAAGAAAGAACACAAUAAAGAACAACAAAAUGAAGAACAGAAAGAUGAAAAAAAAGAAGUAAAAAAUGAAGAACAGAAAGAACAAAAAGAACAACAAAAGGAACAACAAAAAGAAGAAAAAAAAGAAGAAAAUAAAGAAGAAAAAAAAAAAGAAAAUAAAGAAGAAAAUAAGGAUGGAAAAAAAGAAGAAAAAAAAGUUGAAAAAAAAGAUGAAAAAAAAGAUGAAAAAAAAGAGGAGAAACAAGGAGAAAAAAAAGAAGAGGAAGAAAAAGAGGAUCCUCUAAUGUAUUCCUCCUAUUUGAGAGCUCACAUUGACUCCACAGAAACAACAGUAGACACAAUUUAUUUCACAUUAAAUGACACAAAGGAGUGUAAAAAUGAGUAUAACCAAAUUUAUAAAAAAGCAAAGGGAAAAAUUAUUCGCACUCAAGAAAUCGAUUUAACAUUACAGCAAAUUUUAGAUGUUUCCUUCGAUUUGAACAUAGAUUUUGUACCUCCAGAAGUGAACAAACCUUAUGAAGUAUGUGCAUUCCUCAGGCCCACUGACAAGUAUUACUAUAACAUUGGAAAUGUUACCUUCUACGGACUGUUCAAUGAAAGUAAAGUUGUCGAAGUCGUUUCUGGUGUUCCAUUCAAUUUGGAAUUGAAACAGUUUAACUCAAAAUAUAAUGUAAAAAUCCGCUUCGUUUAUGCACACUAUGACGAUUCAGAUGUAUGCAAAAAUAACUAUGGGAACAGUGAAAAAAUUUUUUAUUCCGACUCAGUUCAACAACUAUUAACUCCUGAUGGGAAUGAAGAAAUAGAAGAUGAAGUUACGGUCCACGUGUGGAAAGAUUUGUUAACAAUUUUAGAUGCCGACAACUAUAGCAUCAUGACUGCACAUAGAAACGAUGAUGGAUCCCACAAUUUACACGUGUGCUCUUGUUACGAACUAGUACAAGGACACUGCGAUAAUGAUUAUUACUAUUUUGCAAAUUCCAUGAAAAUUAAAGUGCACACAGCUGUUUUGAUAGAACCCAAAAUGAAUUCCAUCAUACAUUUUAUGAAACCGUUUACCCUUAAAUUAAAAACAUCCAAAGUGCUAAAUGGAUCAAUUCGCAUUUUCCCAAUUGAUAUAAUGAAAGACUUGACUAAAUUAUGUCUAGAAAUAAAUCAGAGGGAUUAUUUUUUAACAUUUCCUGCAGAGGUAGAAGAAUAUGAGCAAACUUAUAAUGUACUUAUUAAUUUUCCCGCUCAAGCAAUUGUCGCUUGUUGGUGCUCAAAGGAAAAAUGUGAAGACGAUGACUACUUAAACAAGGUUGCAUUCUUUAAAUUGUCGAGUCCGAACCCUUUAGAAGUUCACACAGAUAUGGAUGGAUACUUUUCAUUUUCCUUCCUAAAUGAGUGGGUUCACAUAAAUGACAGAAUCUGGUUCGUUGAGAAAAACUUACCAUGCACAGACGAUACAAGUGCAAGCUUAUUUAAUGACAUCAUCCACAUAAAUAACAAGAAAUACCACCUCCACUGGGAGCAGAGUAUAGAGAUCUAUGGAAAACCAAGAAAAAUCGUCAAAGAAAUAAAUGAUAACUUCACGUGGAUUUCUAAAAUUUACAAAAUAACCAAUAUUCUAGAAAAGUACAUAAAAAUAUGCUACUGCUUUUAUUAUUAUAGCGAAAAUUGCAAAGACCGGAAAAAUUACACACAUAUCGGAUUUGUUCAUAACCAUAGGUUAGGAAAAGUAGUUACAGAUAAGGAUGAUCAAAUUGAUCAGACAAUUAAUAUGUAUGUACUGAAUGGAAAUUCCAUUAAAUUCGUCCCCAUGAAUUCCUACAACGAUAGUAAUAGAGAUAUUUGCAAUACUAGGAAAAACCAAAGUAACAGCAUUAUCCCUAUUUUCAAAAAAUCCGCCUUCAACUACGUUAAUCUCAAACUGAGAAUAUUGAACAUUUUUAAAAAACACUACAAAAAUGAAAUGAACUUUGUUGUAUGCUACAGUUCCUACUACUACGGGUAUAGGUACACCUACCUGUUAAGAAAAGUAGAAUAUAGUGAACUGUCCCGCAGGACAAUUCCUAUCAUUCAUAAUUAUAUGCUUGAACAAGGAGGAAUUACAUCUGAGUCGAUCCAGAAUCUUCGACCGAGAAGAAGAAAUCGACAAAAAAUAGAGGACCUACUCAAAUCAUACAAAAAAAUCAAACCGAGGAGGACCUUUUUUUACAACUAUUUUAUGGAAGAAGCGCUCUUUAGCCACAGGGAUGCGUUACCCUCAGGAUUAAGUAGUGAUAUCAUGGGCUAUGAGACAGACACCGAAAACAGCGGGGACGAUGGGGAUGAUGAAAAUGAUAAAGAAAUUGAUGAUGAAAUAAACAGGCUUAUGGACGAAGAGAUGAAGAGGAAGAAAGAGGAGAAGGAUAAAGAGGAGAAGGAAAAAGCGGAGAAGGCAAAAGUUGAGAGAGAGAAAGCGGAGAAGGAGAAUGCGGAAAAGAACGGCAAGGAUGACAAGAAUGACAAGGAUAAAGAUGUCAAGGGUAAAGAAGAAGAUAAGGAAGACAAUAAUGGAAAGGGUGAAUAUGAAAAGCAGAACAAUGACUACAGGGAUGAUGACCAAGAACACGACACGUUUAAAGUGAAUAGACAGAACCGGCAUAUGGGGGAGGGAGAGGACGAGGACGAGGACGAAGACGAAAACAACAGUAGCACACAAAAGGGAAAGCACGUUUUUCUCUAUAUAACUAAAGCGAUAAGGAAAAAAAUAAAAAUUACUUUAUCCCAGUUUUAUAAAGGCCUAAAGGUGGACUCUAAUGAAAUUAUGUACUACAAACGAAAAGGCGGGGCAACAGUGAACUACAUUCCAGAAAACAUAGUUUUAAAAGAAGAUUUAUCAGUCGCUGUAUGUUGUUAUGAAGGAGAUUAUGUGAAAAUAUCACCUAUCGUGGAAGGAAAUAAUGAUGUAAUCAGAAAAUCCCCUUAUGUGUAUUUACUAUAUAAGGCAAUAAAAGCAUAUUUUGGUAACGUAGACGAAAACAUCACAGGGAGUAAUACAGUCCUGCAACAACUGGGUAAUUCGUACGAUGAAUAUAACGAGUACAAUUAUUUAAGGAUAGAAAAUGUGAACGAAAAGGGAUUCUAUAAGAAUCAAACCCUAGCGCAGUUAAAAGACACCACAUUUGAGUUAAAGAUACGUGGAAAAAACAUACCCCCUCAUGAAUACACACUAUAUAUUAUCGAGCUUGAUAACAAUUGUUACGGACUAGGUAAAAAUGGCCACCACGUGGAAAGUGAAGAGUUUACUAUACAAACCAAUUAUAUCAUUUUUAAAAAUAUCCUCAUUAACAAAAGGAAUACAUACAAAUUGUGCAUACUGGAUAAGACACAAGACACCUACAACGAUGUAGGAGUUUUAAACAUUAACAAUUAUUAUGUAAAACUUGAAUCAUUCUUUGAUGAAAAUUUCAUUUCUUCUAAUCCUAAAAAAAUGAAUAUUAUACUAAACCUUUGUGUGAAUAACAAAUCUUACGAUGCCUAUGUUAUGAAAAGAAAGGGGAGUUUUAAAAUCACCCUUGACAUGCAGAAAGUAGCAUUUUCCGAAAGAAGUCAACAACUGGAGGAAUUUUUCCCAGAAAUACAAAACCAUCAGUUAAUAUCCUGCAAGAUUGACGUAGAUUUUGAUGAACACUACAUCUACGUAACUGACUUGAAUGUGAGAAGAAUUGCGCGCUUUCAAAUUUUCUCUCAGGGGAAUGCUAUUAAUAUUAUUAACAAGGGGAAAGGGAAAAGAAGCAUUCAAGACAAAGAUUUAAGGGCCUACAAAAGGAACACCCCCAUGGUUGAACAAGGAACGACGGGUAAAAAGAUCACACUCUAUUACCCAAAGGAGGGUCGCAAUUUCCACACCACAGAUUUGGUGCGUGCUUCUCUACAUGGUCCUGUUCACCCUGAUGGUGCGAAAAUUUUCAAAACAACAUUAUUAACGAAUAAAGAGGCACCUAAAAAUGACGCCACGGUGCUAACCAGGAGUAAACGGAGCGGAGAUUCCUAUACAGAGAAUGAUCAUCAAAAUUUAUUACAUUUUGGCACGUUAAGAAGGGAUAUGCGGAGCGAAAAAGAAAAAAGGACUCGCCUCCGAAGGGCGGAAGAAAGCGCUCUCCACAGUGACCCACGCACGGCACAGAUAAAAUUAGAUGCCAAUCCCAUUGUCGAUGCGUCGGAAAAAUCCCCCCAAUCGGUAGCAAAUAAGGAUGAAAAUACUCUCGUCAAAAAUGUGAAGUAUUUGUACAGCUAUCUACAAUCCAUGGUAAAAAAAAACGGAUUGACCAACUACUUCUAUGGACUACUUAACCCAGAAAAAAUAUCAAAGAAGAGAAACUUCAUGUUCAACUUUCUCGAUUUUUUCAAAAAUGGGGAGAAAAAAAAUCGGUCUAGCGGAAAUAAAAAAGAAAUGCACCAUCAGAUAGCACCUUCCAGCGUGUCUGCAAUGGCAAAAAAACAGGUCAGCCGACCAGUUGCGCGCACCACGGUUGCUAGAAAAAAAAGAGAUGCUGCUCAACCUGUAGACCGUUCAGUUUACGACGAAGCGAUAGAAAGGAAUAUUAAGAAGCUAUUAACUGUAGUGCAAACUGACAAUUAUUUAACAAGCCAAAUGGAUUACCUAAACCUGGAAGGAUAUCAAAAUCCGCUAUUCAUUAGCAUACAAGAUGAUAUACUGUACAUAUUGGAUUCUACAAGAAAUAAUUUUUUUAGCUACAAUUUGAAAAAUAAAAAUAUCAUACAAUUAGAAGAAUACAGCGCCACAGAGCAUAAGUUCUCUUUAAAGAACCCAUUAAAUUUUUCCAUAUAUCGUGGGGAGCAAACUGCACACACCUUACAUAGAACCAAUGUAGCAUUCGUAACACAAAUACGAAGUAACGAAAUUAAAAUUAUCGAUUUGAGUAAAAAUAAAUAUAGAAUAGUAAAAGCGAUAAGAUUGGAGAAGGGGUACAGACAUAAUGGAGUCAAUAAAGUCAUAGCCAUAGAUCAGAACUUACUAAUAAUUACAUCUCUUAUUAACGCGGAAAAUAUCAUUUAUCAUUACCAUUUCAAUUCCUUUGAUCAGUACUUUAGCAUUUCCUUCGAAUACACAUUUGCAAAAAAUUAUAAUUCAAAUGAUGAGUUAAACAUUGCACCAGAAAUAGACAUAUACAGCGAUUCACUCAUCUUCUUCUGCUUUCUAAACUCUGACGAUCAAUGCACAAAUGUGGAUCAAUUGACAAAAUUAGAAAUAUCAACUGAGACAGGAAUAAUAACGGGAAAACUAAAACACUUUGGAUAUUUCCAAUUAAAAAUUUUUGCUAAAACGCAUUUUCAACACCAAGUUAAGUUAUAUAAAGAUUUAUAUUCCUACUGUGACGUAGGGAAACAAUUUAACUACACAAAUCAAACGUGCGAUAGUUGUCCUAUUGGAACCUUCUGGGAUAGCGUAGAAUUAAAAUGUGAAAAGUGCGAGAAACAUUUUAAAAACACCUCUACCUUGAAAAGUGGAUCUAAGUUAAUAACGGAUUGUCUUUGCUCAGCUGGGUAUGAAUAUUCAGAAAAAACUGCCAGUUGUGAACAGUGUAAACCUGGUUAUUAUAAAAAAACGGCUGGUAAUUUUAUAUGUAUCAAGGGAUGCCCCAUUAAUAGGAAGAGUACCAUAUACGGAGCUAGGAGUUACAGCGAAAUGAAUUGUAAAUGUAGUGAAGGCUAUUACGAACAUAAUGGAAAAUGCGCUUUAUGUCUCAAAAAUUACUACUGUCCUGGAAACAAUCAACUGAUGCCAUGUCACAAAAACAAAAUGUCCCCAGAAGGAGUCACAUCUGCAGACGAGUGUGUAUGUAAGGAAAACUUUAUCUACAAUGAGAACAAUCAAUCGUGCACUUACUGCACUUCGGUUGGCAAGGUAAAAGGUGACGUUAUCUACUGCUCCCUGUGCGAUCCGAAAUAUUUGGACACGAACAUUUUUGCAAUCCCGAAUGAACAUAACUACGGUUUGGUGGACAAAAUAUACAAUUAUGAUGAGGACCUGCUCCUACAAGAUAAAAUGUUCCAGUAUGCCUAUUUUGAUAACCAUGGCCGUAAAAAUGGUCGUAAAAAUGGCGGUCAAAAUGACCACCAAAAUGACCACGCCAAGUUUGAAACUCUUAGCAUUAACAGGGAACUCCUCUUAGGGAACAACCAGGACGAGCCGAACAGGGAAACGUUCGCAAUAGAGGUAGACAUGCCCAAACCAAGCAAAUGCGUAUUCUGCGAAAGUGGGUACUUUAUGGAUACCAAAAAGGAAAGGUGUCUACCGUGUAGUAACAAAUACUGUGAAGGGUUCGCCAAAAAUCAGAAAGGAUGCCCCAUAAACUCCAUUGUGAACAGGGUAAUGGCCUCCUCCAUUUUUGACUGCAAAUGCAAAAUUGGAUAUGGUUCCAUAAAUGAAAGAAGAAGCGCAUUUAAUAAGAAACUCAGUUGCAAAUUAUGCCCAAAGAAUUUCUUUAACCAUAAGUUGUCAGAGCAGUAUUGUCUUCCCUGCCCACAGAAUACCUACACAGUAUCAGAGGGAUCCACGUCCAUCCUGAACUGCCUCCCUGAGGAGGGCCACUUCCUUCUCAUGUUCAAGAGCAUAGGCAUAGAAUACAUGAGGUAUAAAUUUGACAUCAACUCGGAAAACAGAAUUUAUAGCUAUUUCCAGGAGAGCGUCAAAAGCUUCGACGACGAUGUGUAUGAGUUGUUUUUGGAUCAAAAAUUUGAGCAGCUUUUCAACGAUGUGGAUAAGAACCAGGACAAGCAGGGGAAGCGAAAUAACGAAGCGGCGUUGCAUCCAGGGGGGCAGCAAAAUAAUCAAGGGGUCUUGCCUCCAGAGGGACAAAACAACGCGCAAAAUGGGCAAAACGGGGAAAACGCACAAAAUAACAAGUACAAAUUGGAACACUUGAAAAACCUGGGGUUCCUAAAACGGACGUCCCUCUUUUACAUAUACACCGUACUGCUGAAAAAUAUGGAAGAAAACUACGACUGGAAAUCUGAUAAGAUGCUCAAGGUCACGUGCCACGUGAAUCUACACCUAAAGAGCAGCCCCAACUUUACUGUGUCCUAUAAACCCAAUUUACAGUCCUGCAUAGACAGCUGCAAAACGAAUAUCUACUGCACAGGGGUGGAAUUCUCAAGGAAAAACGUAGAAUACACACAAAUAUUUUUAAAAAAUAAUCAAAAAAUAAUUGUUGGAUAUUUUAAAUGUAAGCAUUAUAGUUUCGAGAGUAUAUAUGAUUAUAUCCACUCCCAUGUGGAUAAUUUUUUGGACGAGAAUAUCGAAAGGGCCAUCGUGUCCAGAACUCCUUUAGCUUAUACAGACUUUAUAUUAAGAAAUAAAAACAACAUCAUUUUUACCUGCUCCAUCGAUAGAGAUAGAAAAUUUUUACUCUAUAAGAAAUAUCAAGUGGCUGAAUGCUUUAUGGGGAAAUUCUGUCCAGGGAAUUACACCCCUUACUUGAUAUCCUGUCCAGAUAACUCAAAAACGGUAGUUACUUUGGCCAGCAAUGUGGAUAAAUGCCUAUGCCUGAAAGGCUACUCCUAUGUCGGAAUUGCAACACUUAGAUGUGCGGUAUGCGAUAGAGGGACGUACAAAAAUUACGUAGGAAACUUUAAGUGCGAAAAUUGCCCCCUAACCUUUUCAACAGUAAAUAUAGGAUCCACCAGUAUUAACGAUUGUUCCUGCACUCCAGGAAAUUAUUUCACCUUUGAUACGUUGCAAAAUUUUGUCAAUUCGGAAAAAAUUAACUACAAAAAUAUUAUUGACCAAUAUUUUAUUGUCCCCAAAAAGAAACAAACUGACGUAUAUUACAGGACAGAAAUUGUGAAAAUCAGCUUAAAUAACCUAAACAGGAUAGAAGUUAAUGAAGGAACCAAUCAAACGUUAAAGCGUGAGAUAGCUGUAUGUAGGCCAUGCCCUCUCGAUAACCACUACUGCGAAGGAGGAAUCGAAUCAGACAUCACCUUCAACAACAAACGUUUCCAAGGCCAAUUUCACACACUACCAAAAAAAUGCCCCAACGAUUUAGUUAUUCCAAAAGGAAUAAUGCAGAGAAGCUCCAUAAAUAACUGCAUAUGUAUUCAUGGAAAAUUUUUAAGAACAUCAGAAGAUAAAAAAGUAGAAUGCAUCCCAUGUCCUCCCAACACAUUCAAGGAGAACGAAUAUGAUAACAGCUGCUCUGGGGUCUGUCCACAUUUCUCCACAACGUUCAUCGGUUCGUCAUACGAAAAUCAGUGUUUCUGUAAAAACGGUUAUUACUUGGCCACCACGGAAGAUCAAAACGACGGUGAGAAUAGUACUAACCCUUUACAAAGUAGCAGUCUAACCAAACGUGAGAAACGCACCAAAAGUUGCAAACCAUGCCCCAAAGGAGCCGUAUGUAACAGAGGCUUCCAUAUUGACCUCUUUCUUCAGCUGCUAAAAAACAGGGAAUAUAACAAUAUAAACAUUUUAGACCAUGAAAAUCCAUAUCCACUGUACGGAAAUUAUGCAGUCUAUAAGGAAAAACACCCAAUCAAUGAUUGGGACCCCCUACAGGAUAAUGAGGACUUAAAAUAUUCCUACCCUUAUUACAACUUACUCCUAUUUAUUCAGAAAAAUGUCCAAAGCAGGAAUUACUUAUUUUUUAAAAAAAGCCAAGAUCUGCAUCUAAAUAUGGAAUUCAUAGAAGCCUUAAAAGAAAGGAAUAAGAAUAAGAAAGCAACCAACGCAGUCGAAGGAGGAGAAACACAUAAUUUUAUACUCCACCAGACAAAUGCGAUCUCUUUUUUGAACUACAAGCAGGAGGAUAGAAAAAUUGUGAAAAAUUCAAACGAGGUGAUCCCAAACAAUCAUACGAAUGCAAUUUCUACUUAUUUAAAAAAAACUGUGCCGACUAUCCUAAUAGGUAAACCUGAACAAAAAAUAACUCCUCCGCUUCUACAAAGUAACGAAAUGAAAUACUCCUUCGAAGAAAUGUUCAAUAAAUACAUAGAAGAGGCAAACCAAUUGAGAAUAAAAAACAACAAAUUUGAAAGAUUGCCAGACAUUCAUGUUUGUACUAUACCUGAUAGGUGUCUAGGAACAAUAACCAACAUGUGCCAGGAAGGGUCCACAGGAUACCAAUGCAAUAAUUGUCAAAAGGGAUACGACAUGAGUCAUUUCAAGUCCAAGUGCCACAGAUGUAAAAAUUUCUUCAACGAAAUAUUUCUUAUGAUAUUUUUAAAAAUGAUUUAUUAUGUAAUUAUUAUUCUGAUCGUUUCACUCAACUAUAAUAGUUGUUUCAACAAAUUGUACAUAAGUGGUAUUCUGAUGAAAAUUUGGUUUAACGGAUCCUUUACCCUUGUGGCAUAUGGAUUUUUUUCACCCACAGCCAAUUUAUUUAUUACCAAAUAUUGGCACAUUUACAGAAGCUUGUUUCUCUCCCAUUUGAAAAUGUUUUCUUAUUACUUCAGGGUUGGCUGUUUUGUCCACUCGUACAAUACAAAUGUGCAUUACAACGAAGUGUGGUACAUGCAGAAGUACGUGAAUAUUUUUACGCCUCUUUUCGAUGCCGUUUCUAUAACGCUUAUCAUGUUUGUUAUCCUUCACGUGUACAAAUUUAUAUGCAAAAAGAAGAUACAAGAAUUUGAGAACGUCUUGUCGACAAUUCCGGAGCUGAAGGUGAAAUACCACUUGGACUGCCUAACAAAUAACCGAAACAGAAAAGAAUUCCCCAAAAAGGGAAAAAAAUCGAAAAUUUACGUGUCUAAUAAAACGGAGGACGACCAAGAUUCCUGCACCCAUUCGACGGUAACCCACGACUUGGAAAAAAAUGGCCUAAGUGAUAAGGAAAACGGGGUGGAUCCAAAUGGCGAAUCCACCCUGCUUGAUGAAAGCGCUCCAAAUGUUCCUAAUCUGACGAACAGAAAACAUGUCCAAGUGUUUUGUGAAGACGAUGUCCUCCACAAUGUAGAUGAUGACGAACAAAAUGGGGAAUGCACAGAGUACGAAUUAAAAUACCUAAAAAGUGACGACAAAAUGUACGACAUUUUCCUAAACGAAACGGUUGAGUAUAUUUAUAAUAAGAAGAUUUUCGGACCUUGGCGAUUUAUGCAUAAAAGAAAUGAAAAGUUAGGAAGGAGACUCCUCACAUUUUUACACGACACCUUCCCCUGUUACACUUUGCUCAUCGUCCUAUCCUCACCCUACGUUCUUAUGGAAGUGAUUCAACUCGCCUUCUGCAAACCGAUAAAAUACAAGUCCCAACAAUCAGAACUGUACUUAUCCUAUUUAACCACGCAAAAGUGCACCCUUUCUGAUAAUUCCUUCUUUACAGGAAUUUUGGUUGUUAUCCUGGCCUUAUUCUUCUAUGCUGGCAUUUUUACACUAUUGAUAACGCUAUAUUCGAAGCGCAAUAAGUAUAAAUUGUUUGAUAUUUUACUGUCCAAUUUAUUAACAGGGUAUAAACAAGGCACGGAAAUCUUCGAAUUUAUAUUUAUCCUGAAAAAUAUCAUUUUAAUACUACUAAUAACGUUGAGUAUACACUACGAAUUUUAUUAUGUCAUCCUAAUCACUGUCAUAUUAACAACUUUCUCCAUUCUGGAGAUUUAUUCUACCCCCUUUGAUGGAAGGUCCUUCAACAUCCUCAACAUAUGUUUGCGCGUUGGGAAUGUCUUAAACAUUUUCGUUGCCCUAACCAUUUGGGGUAGUUUCUACUGGAACUAUGGGAAGUUUUUCUACAUCCCCAUUAUCAUUAUCCUCUUUUACCACCUUUACAUGCUACACAAAGUGAUCCGAGAAAUUAUCCUGUCCAGAUAUUCAAUCUACACAGAAAAAUUUAUAAGUAUAAAAACAGCAGCGUAUGGGGAAAAUAACAUUAAGCAUAAUAACUAUAAACUGUACUACAGACUUAUGAAUAAAAUUAAAUUUUUCCUGAAUAAAAAUCAAAAGAAAAAUAUAUCCAAACAGUCUCCAAAUAAUGAUGGUCCAAAUAAAAUCAACAGAAUGUCCAAGGAAAAUAUAAAAUUUGAACCAAUAGAGAAUAUCAUAAAAAGGUAUAACAUCAACUUAAAUAACGAUAUAUCCAAAUGGAACAGUGCAAACAAUAAGGAGCAAAUCGAAAAGAAGAAAAAGGAAAUCUUCCACAUAAAGAAAAACCACCUACCCGUAAACAUCCACAACGUAGCGCUCAUAUGGUAUGACGAACAAAAUGAAGAUUUACUAUUUCAAAUGCCUUUUGAAAAUAAAUUUUGCUUAGACUUAAAUGGGGAUAAAGCUAAAAAUAACAAGAAGAAAUUCUUUUCCUUCUUUCCAAAUUAUGCAAGAGAUAAACGAAGGAAAAAAAAUAUUAAAUAUUUUGUAUCCGCCAUAAUAGAAAUUAUCGACAAGUUUUUGUGUGCAUCAAAGGUCGGUUCGAUUUACGAAAAUUGGUUCGACUUUUCCAUGAGGUUUGCCUUUGUCUACAUAUCAUGGAUUAAAAAAAUUAAUAAAACUAAUGUUGUCCUUCCACACAACAUGGAUCAGUUAAAAAUGAACAUAGAUCAGUACGUCUUCUUUCCUCUAUUUUAUAAAUGUGAACUCAUCAAUCAGGAGAGAAGCAAUUUUAGCGUCUCUGCGAACACCCCCGGAGACCAGCCCCCAAACAGUGCGCCCACCGAAGCGUUGGAAAAGAAACACAGCUUUGAAAACACAGAAAUAAAAAUUAGCCGCAGCUAUGGAUCGUAUAACCAUAUGGGAAGUCUAAAAAAUAGGAAACACACACAGGAUAGAAAUAACAAUAUCAUGGAUGACAAAUAUUCGAAUGAUGCCCCAUCUGAUAAAGAUGCAUCCUCGAAGGGAAAAAGUGAAACCAGGAAAAGCAGCGAAGAGCAAGCACAAAUGGGCGUUCUAAGUUAUCUCAAAAAAAAAGAAAAAAAAAAAAAAAAGGCCCAAGCAAAAUUAAAAAAAAAAUCGAUCAAAAUGGAUAACCCAGAGAUACACAACCAUAUCAACCAAAAGGACCAUUCAUACAAAUUUGAAAAUAUUUUCAACCAUUCCAUGGAUAUUUUUUCCUCAGAAAUGUUUAAUGAAAGCACAUUCAACAUGCUCAUCUCCCUAUUCGAAUUGUACAUAGCUAUGAAAACGUUAAAGUCAAUGGACAUGCAAAGUUUUACCAAAUUGUAUCAACUUUAUAACGAAAAAUUCAUACGAUUUGAAAAAAGUCUUGUCUUCUACAUAAAUAAACUGAGGGAUGAAAUAAAACUGGAAACAGAAGAAAUCGAUAAUGAAAUAAAAACAGGCGAUACUGCAGAAAAAAUGAGAGUGAAAAAUUAUUACUUCUAUAAGGAAGAAUUAAAUAAAAGAAAAAAACUCGAGCAAGAAUUAAUGUCCAAAAUUGAAUGCCUACAAGAUUGCAUAGAUGUAAAUGAAAAGUCCCAAUCGUUAAGAAAUUUAUUGAAAAAUUCUCGGAAGAACAUACCACCCGAUGGAAACGUGGAUGAAGAUAUUCAUUACAUCUUCUCCGUUUUGCAAAAUGAAGGCACUUACAAGUUCGACCAUUCGAAGACGAAGGAACCAAACGAUUGA
Molecule: messenger RNA, 16458 nt
Organism: Plasmodium coatneyi
Lineage: Eukaryota; Apicomplexa; Aconoidasida; Haemosporida; Plasmodiidae
Exons: 3
Coding region: 1-16458 (5485 amino acids)
Source: RefSeq, a predicted model, not a curated record